Monosiga brevicollis MX1 is the source of this 1743-nucleotide messenger RNA. RefSeq lists its product as uncharacterized. NCBI's taxonomy places the organism in Eukaryota, Choanoflagellata, Craspedida, Salpingoecidae. The coding region runs from base 1 to 1743 and encodes 580 amino acids. The record is from RefSeq and is a predicted model, not a curated record. The transcript has a single exon. Gene Ontology annotation, molecular function: protein binding.
AUGAUGGCCACGACUUCGUCUCGCAGCGGCUCGCCCCAGGGCUCGCCCCGCACGCUGCGGGCCAACAAGAGUCAGCAACGCGCCGCCAAACUGGGUGACGCGUACAACAAUCUCCAGCGCCAUUUGGUGGCCCACGAAGCCUGGACGCCGGACGAACGCCGCAAGACGGUCAUUGCUGCUAAUAAGCUGCUUGCGCUGCAUGCCAAGCAAGGCAACUACAAGGCUGCCGAAGACUUGUACCACGACACCUUUCCCGCCUAUGAACUCAAUCCAGACACCCAUACCUUCAACACGCUCAUGAACGCCGCCGUACAGGCUCGCAAACCUGAAAAGGCCCGUGAAUGGCUGGCUUUGCUCCAAGAGGAUCCAGCCCUGCACCCAGACCAGACGACCUGGAAUACCAUGCUGGGCCUCUAUGUCAAGUGCAACGACGCCAAACGUCUUCACCAGCAGUUUCUCGAGCUCCUCGACCAGCACUCGGUUGACAAGAUCAGUUUUAAUACCUACCUCGGCUACCUUGCUGCCCACUGCACGACCAUCGACGAGGACAUCCUGGAUGAGGGCCUUGCUCUGUUCCGCCAGCUCAAGCCCCGCAACAUUCACCCCGAUGGUACCACCAUGGGUGCCUUUAUGCGCCUCUAUCUGCACCGCGAGCAGCCCCAGCGCGUGGUCGAGCUGUUUGAGCAAGACAUGCCCCACUGGAAUCUGCGCCCCUGUAAUCACACCGUCUCCAUCGUCAUCCUUGCCUACCACGACCUGGGACGCGACGACGAUGCCCGUCGUUCCUUGGUCAAUCUGUGGCAGAGCGAACCCCGUUUGGACGAGGACGUGAUGCGCUCUCUCGUGGUCCUCUACGGCAGUCACGUCGAGAACAUGAUCAAGUGGAUUCACGACGUGUGCGACGAGCAUGACCUCGAGUGGAGUGCUUGUCUUGCCGGCUUUUUGGUCCGCAAUGUGGCCAAGCUGCACGGGUCGCUGGUGGCUGAGCGUUGCGUGGCCUCAAUCCGUGACCUGGAGCUCGCCGUGGAUAACGUGGUCGUGGGCAUUUUGCUUCAAGCCAUCGCCGACGACGCUGUUGAAAACCGCCAGCAUCGUUGCCUGUAUUGGCUUGAGCAGAUGAAGUUUAUGGGCUGUGAAGUCAACGCUGCUCCCCUCACCAGUGUCAUCAACGCAUUUGGACGUGAGGGUGAUGCCGCUGGUCUGCUCGAGCACUUUCACCACUGCAUGCGUGAUGACGUCUGCGACGAGCUGAUGUUCCGCACGGCCCUGAACUGGCUCAAGAAGCUCCACCACACGGAAGGCGUCCACGAAAUCGAAACGGCCUACAAGUCUUUCAAGGCGCGUCGACACCUCCUCGGUGGCCCCGUCGUCCAUUACAACACUGACAGCGGCAGCCGCAGCAACGGUUCCCGCUCUGGCCGCUCGUCGGCCCGUGACUCCCCCAGUAACUCCCCCCGCGGCUCGCCUGCCCCUCGCCGUCGAGGCAUGUCCCCAGCCAAGUGGGAGGCUGGCUCACCCGUUACUCUUCCGCCGCAUCACCUUGGCUCCAGCCAGGCCCGCUCCAGUUCGGCACCGCGCAUGUGGAAGCCCAACAAGCGUGCGGAUGCAGAUGACAAUUGGCGCAGUGCGCUUGGCACCACCGCCCCCAGCGUGGCCGCCGGACGACCGCGCUCUGGUUCAUAUGGACCACGCCCUGAGCGCGUACUUGUACCCGGCGUUCGCAAGAUGACCCUCUCACCGUAA